Prorocentrum cordatum is the source of this 9708-nucleotide messenger RNA. The record is from the annotation of a GenBank genome assembly. NCBI's taxonomy places the organism in Eukaryota, Dinophyceae, Prorocentrales, Prorocentraceae.
AUGCGGCUCACCGUGAAGAACACGUUCCUCGACGUGUCGGGCGUGACAGUGGGAUUUGGGCACGACCAUGACGACGCGACGCGGAGGUGCUCGAGCUGCCCGCCGCGCUGCUCGGCCCCGACGAGCUCGCAGCAAAAGGCGGACCAGGGUGGCCAUCGCGCGGCGCCCGCAAUGCCCACCCGCUUCACACGCGGCGCGAAGGUCGCGCUGGAGUGGGACCCCGCUGGAUUCACGGAGGGUCACGGGGGGCGCCAGGCAGAUCUUAGGCGCGGCCGCGUGGCAUGGAUCGCGUUUAAUCUCACCGCGAUUCUGACGUCGCUGAGCCCGCGCGGCGCGGUGCUGGCCGAGGACGAAUUUCAGGUAUUUGCGCGGGCGCUCGCGGGAACCGCUGUCACGCUGGACUUGAAGGCCAGCGACGCAAUCGGCGGCGUGAAACAUAAAAUCGAAGACAAGCACCGCGCCCCCGCCCGCAUGCAGCGCCUUCUCUUCGGGCGCGAGGAGCUUGACGAGGACGACUGCCUGAUCGUUGAUUACGGCAUUGCCAAGGAGUGCACGUUGAUGCUGACAGGAGGUUUGCGCGGUGGCGGGAAGAAAGGGGCGGCCCCGAUUCCUCCGUUCGACGCGCCCAGCGCGCCGCCAUUCGAGUGUUUCUCCCCCGGCUGUGGCGUCCAGCGAGACACGGACUGUGAGCUGAUGGGGCACAUCCGCGAGGAUCACCCGGGCGCGAGCGCGUCUGACUGUGAUGGGACAUUCUUCGGCGACGCUGUUCGGGGCGAGAAGAAGCCCUUAGAGGUGCCGGCGAGCGCGGCGAGCGCGGCUGCCUCGGCGCCAGCCGCCGAGAACGCGGCGGCCGAGGGCGCCACUUCGGCCGGCGCAGCGCCGCCGCCGCCAUUCGACAAGGACAGCAGGCCGCCCUUCGCGCGCUGGUUCCCCGAAUGCAGGUGCCAACGUCUUAAAUGCGUCUAUAUGAUGAAGCACGUCCGUGAAGAGCGCGGCAUGGCAUCGUCGGACUUCAAUGGGACCUUCUUCGGCCAGCAAGUAAGGGCGGACAAGAAGAAUGAUAACGAUGCCCGAAAGGAAAAGGCCGCCGCGGCAGGGCCAGCGUCAUCAGCAGAGGCAGCCGUCCCGCGCCAGACUUGGAUCGUCUGCGUUAAAGAGCUACGGGCGGAUGACUUGGCGGCCGGCGACAAGAAGAUUGCGCGCGCCGUAGGGAAGGGCCGCUUGCUCGCGGUGCCCCCGAAGGGGAGCGGAGCCGAAUACAGGGUCAGAAUUAUCCAGCAAUCGCGAGCAGCCGGCUCGAAGUUCCAGGUCCGACUGAUAUCGAGAAAGGAGUCGUACUUGCAUGGGCCCCCGCGGGGCACAGGGGACGCGGCCAUGGCUGACCGGAGGCGGAUCGAGCGCGCUCCAGAUCGGCGCGCGGAGCUCGAUCGCUUGAAACAGGAGCUCGCGCAGGUCUCGGGGGAUGGCCGCAGACGCCGCAGCGCCUUCGAGAGGGCCCAGUUUGGCGCAGCGGGGGGCCGACAGGAUCGAGCUGCCAUGGCGUUCCGCGAGGUCUUGGCUUGGCACGAGCAGCGCCGCCGCAUGCCGUUGCGCACCCAUGACGGGAUUGGGUUUGAAGACGAGCUCGCGCAGAAGUGGCGCAGGUGGAGAAUUUCCGCGCGGCCGACGCCGGCUGCGCGGGGCCUGAAGAUGCGCAUCGAAGCGCUGGCGGCGCAGUCGGAGGCAGCGAAGCAGGAUGACCGUCGCGCUGCGCGCGCAGAGCAGGCGCUUCUGAUGCUGCACCAGCAUUGGUGCGAGGGGAACGACGUCCACGACGAGGACCGUUGGAGGCAGCCUGCCCUGCAUCGGUCUCGCGGCGGCCAGCACCCGUACCCGGGCCUCUCUAACCUAUGCAACACCUGCUACCUCAACGCGCCCCUGCAGCGCCUCCUCCACUGCCCCGCCGCGCGCGCCGCGCUCCUAGGGGAGCUGCGCGCCCUGGCGACCGCCUGCGUGCGCGGGGCGCCGCCGCCCGCGGAGGACGUCGGCGGCGCCGCGCCAGCGCCAGUCCGCGUGGACCGCUGGUCCCCGCACGCCUUCGUGGACGCGUUCCUCGCGAAGCACUUCCUCUUCAAGCUGGGGAGGUACGAGGACGCGCGCGAGGCGCUGUCGUUCAUCCUGGAAGACGCGCCUGGUCUCGCCAGCCUCUUCCAGACCGGAUGCGACGACGAGGAGGUCACGAUGAGGCUCCCAGCCUUCGUGGACGGGGCAGACGACGGCGACGACGCCCUGUCGCCGCAGGACUUCUUCCUCGCUGGGGGCGCGCAGAGAUUGGAUAUGCGAGAGCUGCUCCGCCGAGGCGCCUCCAUGGGCGGGCGACUGCGAUCGAAGCCCGAGUUGCUGGCGGUCCACGUGCCACAGAGGUGGGAGCGAGGCGACAGCACGGCGCUCUACCUCGGCGGCUGCGACAUCGCGCCCUACUGGGGCGAGCUCCCGGAGGUGGCUCUGAGGGCGGGGGAGGAAGACGUCGCAUACCGCCUGCGCGCCUACGUGCAGUACAUCCAGCCCGAGGGAUCGGAAGCCGUCCCAUCCCACGUCCUGAAUGACCCCCACGGCCAUUUCGUGGCCCACUUCGAGGAGGACGGGAGCUGGCACACUGCAGACGACCUGGGUGAUCGGCCGCACGUGGUCCAGUGGGCGCCUGGCACCCAGCGCAAGAUACCUUGCAUGAUCUUCCUUGAGAAGGUGGACUCCAGGGCGGCCCGCGCCGAGGCGUGCCCGUGGCCGCCCGGGCCGGUCGUCGACGGCGCGGGGGGCGCGGGCGGCGACGGCGACGUCGACGCGGGCGGCGAGGACAGUCCUGGCCUCGACGGAGAGCGCGGAGACGAGCAGGGCGGCGCCAGCGAUGCUGGCGCGCUGGGCGCGCGGAAGCGGCCCGCGGCGUCAGCGAGGAUCGACGCGCCCCCGAAGAAGCGGCCCCGCCUCCGCGGGAAGCAGAGCCGCGACGGGAGGCAGCAGCGGCAGAGCCGCGCUGGGAGGCAGCAGCAGCAGAGCCGCGCUGGGAGGCAGCAGCAGCAGAGCCGCGCUGGGAGGCAGCAGCAGCAGAGCCGCGCUGGGAGGCAGCAGGAGAGGCAGCAGGAGAGGCAGGAUCAAAAGCGCGGUUGCAAGCCCGAGGAGGUGCUCCGGCAGGGGCGGAAGCCGAAGAGCAAGGGCGACAACGCCGACAGGUCUAGGCAGGACGCCCAAAACAACGCCGCCGCCCCUGUCCUGCGCAGCAGCAGGGAGGCGAAGAGUUUGCAGGCGGCCUGCGACGCGCGCCGGGAGUGCGGCGACCUCUUCCUGCUCUUGCACUUGCUGGAGCCGCUGGCCGCUGCCGAUGACCUGCUCAAGCAAUACCCGGACUUCUUCGUCUACGCCGGCGACGACUGCGCCAGACGAUGGGCGACGUUCCUGCGCGCCCCCGAUCGGCCUGACAGGUUGGCUGGCAGGCUGCGGGAGGCGCUCGGGGUGACGGAGGAUGAAAUUUCCGACGCCACGCGCCGACUGGAGAGCGGGGAGUGGCACAUGCACCACGUCGCGGAGCUUCUGGACGAGCGCCUGAACUCCGCCCACAGCGCCCACUCCGUGGCGGCCGCGGUCCGCUUGGCGGUGGGCGACGGGCCGGGCGCGCAGGACGACGGCAACCCGCUGAGGGCGCACCUGGCCGAUGCGUGGCAGCGCAGGCCCUGCAACCGCGGCCCGCCCCGGCACUCGGCCAUGCCUGCGCGCCUUCGGGAUCGCUCUGAGUGGUUCCAGUGCCCCGCGCCUGCUCUGCAUUAUGCCUGCCGCAUGUGCGAGGCCGAGUUCCCCAACAGGGAGGCGUUCAAGGCGCACCAGGGCAGAGUGCACGGGGGGCAGCGGUGGUACCAGUCGCAGUAUGUGGCGCGGUGCGAGCUGGGGCCCUACCAGCCGUCGCCGACCGAGGAGCGCCAGGUGGUUGCCAGGUUCCACAUUUCCCAAUGCUGCGCCACCGUCGACCCCGUGGACGAGCCGUUCGUCCCGAAGCCCGAACCGGAGGUGCAGAUGCAGCUGCUCCACGCGGAGAUCAUCGGCAGGAUCAUCGGCAAGAUCGGGCAGGGGGGGCCCGCGGAGGAGAUCCCCCUGCAGGCGGCCGGCGCGGCGGAGGCGGCAGCCCGCGCUCAGGCGGCGUGUCAGGCGAGGGAGCCCCGCGCUUUCCAAGCCUGCGUCUGCUGCGCCAUGCAGCAGUGGUCCGAGAACCUCCACUCGGAGUUCCUCGUCGGCGACAAGUGCACAAUAAAGGACCGGGCCCAGUUCGCGGACUGCCUGUCGGCCGAGUGGUACCACCAACGAUGGCCCCUCAUACCGCGCGACGAGCUGAUGUCGUCGGCCGUGGACUUUCCCCACGACGACUGCGAGGGCUCGCCGACGUCCACGAAGAUACUCCUGCACAGGAGGCGCGUGCCGCCUGAGGCGCUCGAAGGGAAGGUGCCAGUGAAAGUGCGCGACGAUUGCCGGAGAGACCUGUGGUCUGAUCACCCCGAGGUGCCGCUGAUGGCGCUGGUGAACGACCUCUGGCUGGGCCGCCACCACCCUUUGCUCAGGAAGGCCGCUCUCGCGCACCAGAUGCUGCUCGCGCUCGGCCGCGUCGCGUCCACGAAGAUCUACCUGUCCAGCAAGGGCGCCGAAAAGGCCGUCCGGCAGGAGCAGCAGUCGUGGAGGCAGAAGUUCUUGCAGCACGCCAUGCAGGGCACCGCCAUCGUGUUCGGGAACGGGAACGUGGACCACGCGAUGCGGAGCUUCCCGCCGGAGCCCGACAUGCUCAGGGACACGUUCGUGGCCGUCUUCGCGGGCGCCGACGACGACGAGGAGGGCAUCCCCCUGACCGAGGAGCAGAAGCAGGAGAGGGCCCUGAGAGCCAUGAGGGAGGAGGUGGCGCUGCACGUCGACAAGGCGGAGUACGACGCCCCGGCGCGGUUGUUGAAGCAGCACAACUACGUGUACAAUGAUCCGGGCGUGCAGUACCGAUCGGACCUCGUGGACCAGUUCCCCCCGCAGCCUGGCGUGCCCGACUUCAUGCUGGCCUGCGCGAAGUAUGUCCCCACGGGCGCGGCGUUGGACGACGUCGCGCAGGCGCAGGGGCCCGCGUCGGCCACCACUGGUGCGCAAGCAGAGAUGAGCGCGGCCGCCGAGGACGCGCAGGAGCUGACCAAGUGGCUGUCCGUCCUUGAGGACCACAUGGACGACGUCAGCGAGCUCACGCCCCUGCCGGCGCUCCAGGGCAUGCUCGAGAGGAUGGAGAGUCAGGCGGGGCGCGUGGUGGCCAACGAGCUGAUGUCCAGGCUCGAGGACCAGGGAGGUGAGGAUAGGGCGCUGCAGCUGGACGAGAUCGGGCGUCACCGCCUGCGAGACCUCUGCCAGGAAUUCCACGCGCGCUGUCGGAAGAUCUCCCCGGGGGAGGACAUGGCGAAGCUGCACUGGCGUGUCCAGGCGCUGGAGACCAACAACUGCCAGGCGGAGGAAGGCGUGGGCGACCCGGCGCGACCUGCAGGAGUCGCGGGGACUCCCGCCGAGGACGACCCGCGCUCCUUGCAGGGACCGCCCGGCCCCGACGGCCAGCGAAAGGCGAGGCUUCGGGUGCCCACUUCGAGGAAGGCGGAGAGCUGGUGGAAUCCGAAGUACUGGUCGAUUGCCAGGCCCACGGACUUCUGCUACGGGGACUGCGCCUGGGGCCUCGGCCAGCUCCCCCCGGACGGAGAUGAGGACCCGCAGAAGCAGAAGGAAGGUCGGCUCUGCUUCAGCGUGGCGCACUUCAUCAAUAAUCUUCUCACGCGGGAGGAGAUGGAGCACGACGUGCCUGCCGACGAGGAGAAGUACGUGGCCAGGCCCAUCAGUCGUUUCCGGAGCUCCUGGUACGACGUGCACCUGCUAUGUUCCUUCUGGAGAGUCACGGAGACGACCAACAGCACCUACACCUUCAUGAAGACGCCCGGGGCGUUUGGGGCCGCUCGCGCCUGCGCGGACAUCACGCCGGAGACGAUCGAGGAGGUGCAGCUCAGGGCGCAGCAGACGGGCGGGAAGGCCACGCUGCACGGCAUCCUCAAGGACAAGGACACCCCGAACGAGGUGCGGAAGGCCUUCGCCACCCUGGGCCAGGCCACUGCCAGUCAAGUCGGGUCCCACGGACACAGGCGGGAGCUCCGCGGAGAGGGCGAGGCGUAUACCCUGCGCUUCGGCCCGCCCGCCCAGUUCGUCACCCCGAAUCUGGCAGACACCAAGCAGCCCCUGAUCCUCAUCAUGCAGGGGGAGGAGUACACCUUCGGCAACGACCUGACCGAUGCGGAGCAAGUCACGUUCAGCGAGAUGUCGCAGCGCAUCGCCGCGGACCCCGUGGGCCAGGCCGUGGUGUUCGAGCUGAUGAUGAGGCUGUUCUUCGUCCACGUCCUCGGCCUGCGCCCGGAGACCGUCGGGUGGCGGCGAGGAGAAGUUCGAAAGGCUUCGGAACACUGGAUCUCCGACGGCGUGGCGGCCGACCUCAUGGGCGUGCCCACGGUGUUCGGCCCCCUGGCGGCGGCCUUCGGUCCGGUCGAGGCUCAGGGCCGCGGCUCGCUGCACCCGCACAUCCUCAUCUGGCUGUUGCAGGGUCAGCUGCGCGUGCUCUUGGACAUGCUGCAGCGCGACGAGGCGCGCUUCCAGGAGCGCUUGAACCUGUGGAUGCGGCAGGUGGUGCAGGCCGUGGUCGCCACCCAGCAGAGCGCCGUGGAGCUGCUGCCCUUGCAGCUGCAGGGGGGAGAGAACAAGUGCGGGGUCGCGGUGCCGCCGCUGCCGUUCGGGCCCAACGAGAAGCGGUACUUCAGAGCCAACGGGGGCGCGGAGAUGCUGUGGUUAUACGAGCCCAAGGUAGACGACUACCACAGGGCGAUUCGCCCCGAUCUGCCGCUGCGCAACAACGACGGCGAGGCCGUGGACGGCGAUGCGGCGUGGACAGAGCAGAGGGCCGCGGAGAACAAGGGGCACUGGCGGCGGCCGCUCUCCAGCAGCGCCUCCGGCAUCUUCCCGAGGUACCGCGGCGGGGGCACCAUGGCGGAGUCUCUCCCAAGCGACGAGUGGAUUCGCGAGAUGUGCCGCGACGCGCGCGAGCUUGUCAUCGGCUGCGGCAUCCACGUCUGCAGCCCCUCCUGCUACAAGUACCAUUCCGACAAGACGCGCGGCACGCAGAUCUGCCGCCACAACUUCUACAACUUGGUGACACUGCGUACGUGGCCCAAGGGGGGGGGCUCCCAAGAGUGCCGGCUCCGCACACGCGGGAAAGCUCUGCGCGGCUGCAUCGGCAUCUUCCGCGGGACGGACUACGGCAUGGCGGGGCGCAUCGUCACCUUCCAGCUCCACCCCGGGGAGACCUCGACGAAGUACGCGGCGGUCGUCUCGGCGCGGUGCAACGUGGACGUGCAGGAGGACCGCGAGAGCUACAAGCAUGGCCUCUACCCUCAGCGCUACGCCGACUUCUCGGUGGGUGCUCGGGAGGACUGGGGAUGGUUCCAGCACCUGAACACCACGUCCGCGGAGAAGUGGGACCUCGUCGUAGUCACCGACUGGCGCGAGAUCUUCAGGGAGCUCGCGAACCGCGACAGCCCCGCCGUGGACGGUGGCGACGCUGCGCGCGCCGAUCUCCAACGCGACCUGGAGCGGCACGCGCUGGCCACCUUCGUGGACGCCCACAACACGAGCUACUACGUCAAUUCGUGCACCACGAAGGUGAACCCCAGCAUGGACGACGUGCUCUGCAAGCUCCUCGACGGCGUGCGCCGCCUGAAGAGCCAGUGGGACGACAGGUCGACCGCCGCAGGAAAGCGCAAGGAGGAUUUCAAGCGCACGCUGGAGGUGCUGGCCCGCUUCGAGACCUGCUUCCGCAGAGCCUCCUGGAAGAGCGGCAGCGAGAUGGUCUUCCCCAUGCUCUUCGGGCACCUCUCCUUCAUGACGCACCGUUGCUGGAAGGUGUUCAUGCGGAAAUCCAUCUACCUCGCCGCGGAGUCCUGGCGCAGGCGAUACGGCCAGGCCGACACCGCGGAAAGCGCACCCGCCGCCUCGAUCACGCACGCGGUCCCCGGCACUGGACAGCAGGUCGCGAUGCCGGGGUGGCGCGAGGUGCCGCGCGAGGGCGAGACGGUGUACUUCAGCCCCGACGGCGAGGAGUUCGACACGAUCGAGUACGCGCACCAGGCGUUCCAGAUCGCGAACGCCAGCGGCGGCUCGAUGCGCGAUGUGACGAAGGCGUUGAACAAGAUGCGGGAAGGCGAGGCCGAAGAGGUGCCUGAGGCUCCGGGGCCGACUUUCGAGGGCCUCGCGCAGGGCAAGUUCAGGGGCGCAGCGUUGAGCCAGCACGACGACUGGAUGCACCGCGGAGACCACCCUAUUGUCCGAGACAUGAGCUUGUACGUCUACAGCAUCUGGGUGUACCGCGUGGAACUGCCGCUGCAUGCCCUUCCGGCCGGGGAGCUGGAUCCCGAGGGCAGCGGGGGUCGCACCCUGCACGUCGACAUCGCCUUCGACUCGUCCUACUCGGCGGCGCGCAACUGGACGCAGAGGCUGGCCGUCGAGCCGCCCAUCCCGAAGGCCGACGGCUUCCAGUUCGUGAGCGCGGAGUCGAACGUGGAGACACACUACCUCAUGAAGUCGGUGCUGCUCUGGCCAGUGCACCUGCCAGACGCCGACGGGCCCAACGACGUGCAGCCUCCUUGCCGGUGCGCCCAGUGCACGGAGCUGGGCAACUGGCUGGACAGCAUGCUGACGGUGCAGGAGUACCUGGCCCUGGAGACCACGAAGACCGCGGCCAACUUCGACGGCAUCUACAAGGCGAAGGCUUCGAAGCCGAAGAGGCCGCAGAAGGACGACGUGCAGGUCGCGGAGGCCCCCGUGUUCCGGGAGGGCGCCGAGGACUCGGGGGCGGGCGCCGCGCAGGUCGAGGCCCAGGGCAUCCGCGCUCAGGACGGCUUCGCGAAGCUGGGCGCCAACGUUGUCCUGGAGCAUCACUUCGACCCCGAGACGCUCGGGCAGAUCUUGCGCUUCGACACCGCCGAGCGCACGCAGGCCUUCGUGAAGGAGCUCAAGAAGGCCGUGAUGAAGAUGUUCUGCAACACGCCGCUGUGCUUCGAGCUCCAGGCGUCCAACCGCUUCAAGGACACGAAGCUCCGGGAUCUCAUGGGGUUGGUCUCGGGGGGGGCCGCUACCGGCCGCUUCUUCACGGUCCGAGCUGGCGACCUUAUCAUCAUCGGCUGCUCUGGUGCCAAGGGUAGAGUGACGGCGGUGUGCCAGGCUGCCGCAAAGGCCCAGCCAAGCUCUGACCCGGAGGAUCUGCGGGGCACGGUGCCGCCCGCGAGGUGGGACGACCUCUUGUGCUACUUGGGUGGCAAGCCCUUCACGUACAUCCACAUGCGCCGCGCCUGGGACGCCCGUGGCCUGCGCGUCACGGCGGAAGCGCUUGUUCGGGACAGCCAGGCCAAGCCCUUGACGCGGGGCUGGCAUCAGCGCUUCGUGAGCGCCUCCAAGGACGACGCCGUCGCCGCAAGGCUGCUGGAGCGCAUCGACGGCUGCCGUCGCCGGGAUCCCCCAAACAAUUCCGGGGGGCGGCGCGGCGCCAUCCGCGCGCCGCCCCCCGGAAAUGUUUCUUGCCUCCGCAACCGCGACCGGCGUCGAAGGGGCCAUUCAUUGGCAAACAGUUCUUUUGACGAUUAA